UACUUUUGCCAACCAUUGUUUCAAAACAAGAUUAAAAUGCCUUUAUUUUGAAAAUUUUUUGAUGUCGAGUAGGAAACGGAAGUUGCUGGCUUCUAGCGCAUGCGCAAAUGUACUUUAAGCGGAGCAAAAAGACGAAGACCGCGUGCUAUGGUUGUUCGGAGAUUUUUCGAUUUCACGAUCUUAAAGUCAUAUGAUUCACAGCAAAUAUAGCAACAAAUAUCUCAAUUGGUAUUUUCCAAAGUCACGAAACGUGCAUUGAGUUUGGAGCGAUAUCUGAAGUGAAGAUUGAAGACGUGAUAGAAGAUGGACGACCACUGCUAUGCUAAGAUGGCGACGUCCGCUAAAAGAGAACAUGAAAGAGAAUCAGCGCCACCAACUUCCAGCAAAUCUCUAACGGAGAUAAAGACGAAAGAUGAAGACGUCCAGCAGCUGAUUGGUAAUCCAGAAGAAGUUUCCCCUCAGUUAGGGGGGAGCUCCACUUUGAAGCAGGAGACUCCACAACCACCCUGCAUUAAAAAGGAAGAGGAGGAACUCUGCAUCACUCAGGAGGGAGAGUGUCUUCUAGGACGAGAGGAAGCUGAUUACACCAAGUUUCCACUGAGUAUUCUCUCUGUGAAGACUGAAGAUGAUGAAGAGAAACCACAACUAGACAACAUCUUAACUCCACUAUCACAUAGUGAGGCAAAAGACAAGGUUGAAGAACCUUUGAGCAGCGAUAAAGACUGUGAAGGUGAUAUGAGGACUCACAUUGACAACAAACACUCUGAAUGCUCUACAAAGAAGAGAGGUAAAACAUGUUUGAGCUGCUCAGUUUGUGCUGAAAGUUUUACUAAAAAGUGCCACUUGACUCGACACAUGAGAACACACACAGGUGUAAAACCAUUUAAGUGUUCAGUUUGUGGCAAAAGUUUUUCUCAAAAUAGCAUUUUGACUCAACACAUGAGAACACACACAGGUGAAAAACCAUUUAAAUGUUCAGUUUGUGUCGCAAGCUUUUGUCAAAAAGGCCAAUUGGCUCAACACAUGAGAACACACACAGGUGAAAAACCAUUUAAAUGUUCAGUUUGUGUCGUAAGCUUUCGUCAAAAAGGCCAAUUGUCUCAACACAUGAGAACACACACAGGAGAAAAACCAUUUAAAUGUUCACUUUGUGUCGUAAGCUUUCGUCAAAAAGGCCAAUUGACUCAACACAUGAGAACACACACAGGUGAAAAACCAUUUGAAUGUUCAGUUUGUGGCUACAGCUUUUCUCGAAAGUAUCAUUUGAAUCAACACAUGACAACACACACAGGAGGAAAAAAAAAUAUUAACUGUUCAGUUUGUGGCAAAAGCUUUUCUGUUAAGCAAAAUUUGACUAACCACAUGAGAAGACACACAGGAAAAAACACAUUUAGUUGUUCAGUUUGUGGCAAAAGCUUUCUUUUUAAGAGCAAUUUGACUGACCACAUGAGAAGGCACACAGGUGAAAAACCAUUUCGUUGUUCAGUUUGUGGCAAAAGCUUUUAUGUCAAGAGCCAUUUGACCGAACACAUGAGAAGACACACAGGAGAAAAAACAAGUAGUUGUUCAGUUUGUGGCAAAAGUUUUUCUGUUAAGAGGGAUUUGACUGAACACAUGAGAACACACACAGGUGAAAAACCAUUUAGUUGUUCAGUUUGUGGCAAAAAGUUUUCUUUUAAGAGCAGUACGAUUGGACAUAUGAGAACACACACAGGUGAAAAACCAUUUAGUUGUACAGUUUGUGGCAAAAGCUUUUCUUUUAAGAGCAGUACGAUUGGACAUAUGAGAAUACACACAGGUAAAAAAACAUUUAGUUGUUCAGUUUGUGGCAAAAGUUUUUCUGUUAAGAGGGAUUUAACUAACCACAAGAGAACACACACAGGUGAAAAACCAUACAAGUGUUCAGUUUGUAGCAAAAGCUUUUCUAAAAAUAGCCAAUUGACUCAACACAUGAGAACACACACAGGAAAAAACCAUUUAGUUGUUCAGUGUGCUGUAAAAGGUUCCCACAUAAUGCAGACGCAGUAAAACACAUGAGAACACACAAGGGAAAAUAACCAAUUAGCUGUUUAGUUUGUGGUAUGUUGCUCAUAUGUGGUGACAUCCACCCUACCCAGGACCUCCUCACUGCUUCUUUCACAAAUAUCUGAGGUAUUCAUACAAACUUGGAUUAUUUGGAGCAUAAUCUUAUCUACUUAUGACCCCAUGUCUUCUCUGUAUCUGAAACCUUUCUGAUCAGUAAGAUAGAUGAUGCUUUAAGUGCUUGGUUACUCCUUCUUCAGUCCAGGGACCUGGGGCCUCAUGUGUCAAGUGUGCUCGAAAACCUGCACUAUGCCGUUUUUCACUGCAAAGUUGAGCUGUAUCAAAACUGACGUUGACGCAUAAGUGAUGCUGGGUAACUGUUUGCAUAACAAACUGCCAACGUUUACUUCUUAGACUGAUUGAUGUGCAAAUCAGAGACAUAUGAACAAUUAACCCCCAACACCCACAACCCAACCCCCACCUCCCUCGACAUCCGGGCAUAACAGGUUCAAUCCGGCCCAUGAUAUGAGUUUGCGAAGUGUAAAAUUCAGCUGCAUUUUUUUAAUUAAAUAAACUGCUGUUCUAAAUGUGUCCACUGGAUGUCGCAAUAGCAAUUCUGUUAGGCAAGAAAAUAGCUUAUACCGGGGCGAGCAAGUAUACCAAGCAAGAGGUACACGGUAAAGCGGUGCUGUGACUCCUCCCCCUCCACCCAACGUAAAACAGGAGUAAAAUAAGCAAUCAGUAACCCCACUUAAAAUGCAGCAUGAGACACUGCACACUGAUAUAGUUCUGUGAAAAUGAUUGUCUUCUGUGCAAAUGUAAAGAAAGUGAACAGUGUGUGAUUUACUGCAAUACUGUCAGUCUUUUAAAUUAUUUGUGUUAUAGUAGAGAAUAUAGGAUAUGCUUUCUGUCAAAAAGUGAUUACGUAAUAUAAAUUUAAUAUGAAAAAAUAAUACAAAAAAUGUAAGUCCCGCCCCCUGACAUCUGGCUAUGACUUGGCAGAUCAAUCUAUGAAAGAUGAGUCUAUUUCACCACUAUAUAUUUACUAUAUUUAAUUUGACAGGCCUUUCGAAAGAUGUGAAAACAAUCUAUAUAUUUACUAUAUUUAAUAUGAAUUUAUUGCAGCUAUAGUCACUGUGUGUAGACUUGAAGGGGGUCUCGUAUCCUUAGUAAGGGCUUUUUUCUAACAGGAAAAUUGGGGGUCUGUUUUAUCAAAUUUUCAGUGAAUUGAGAUAAAGAUGACAUGUUAUCAAAGCCCUACAAUGGGGGGGUGUGGGGGUCCCCACCCUCCUGUCUGUUGUAGUCUAAAACUGAUCUUGACAGUUGUUGAUUGAGGUAACAAUGAAAGAAAAAUAGAAGCAGUCAUAUAAGCAUGCGUGCAAUCCCAUUAAUUAAAUCAAAUGUGCUGGGUCGUAGGAAUGGGAACAGUCACAUCCUUCAUGAUUGGAUGUAACCACGCUCCCCAUCGUUGGAUGAUGCUGAGACAAUUGAUCAUACAAUGACUUCUCAUCAUUCCUUCAGUUUCUACCUAACGCUGUCCACUAUUUUCAAGAAAAUGUUGUAAUGUUUUAUUAUGCUACAUUUAGUCUUACUUUAUAUCAGGGGUCACCAACGCGGUGCUCGCGGGCACCAGGUAGCCCGUAAGGACCAGGGCCCGUACUUAUCAAGCUUCUUAGAGUGCCAUUUUACACUUAAGUCCUGAGAAUUUGCGAAAUGUAGUCCUACUCUCAAACUUAAGAAUAAAAGCUUUUUAUCAACGUUCUUAAGUCUAAGAAUCACUCCUACUCUCCACGAUAUUUAAGAGACCUUCAGAGGUGUCUUAAGUGGUUAGGAGUUGCCAGCAGGGGAUGGCACUGAGGCGAGAGAGACGUCCGCGAACGUUCAGGGAACGGAACAAUGUUUUUUUUUUUUUUGAUGACGAGCAGCUGAUCAAACGGUAUCGUUUAGACAGAGCGGAUAUUAUUUUUGUCACAGAUUUAAUACUUUUCGAUUCCUUGUUGAUUUCUGCAUGUGGCUGCAGUGGGCUAGUAUAUAUAGAGCCACCCACACCAGUUUCAAAUGAGUUGCCUAAUUAAUGAAUUGGA
Entelurus aequoreus (snake pipefish) is the source of this 4106-nucleotide messenger RNA. Its product is annotated as zinc finger protein OZF-like. Bases 304 to 2028 code for a protein of 574 amino acids. The record is from RefSeq and is a predicted model, not a curated record. Gene Ontology annotation, molecular function: RNA polymerase II cis-regulatory region sequence-specific DNA binding; DNA-binding transcription factor activity, RNA polymerase II-specific. Gene Ontology annotation, biological process: regulation of transcription by RNA polymerase II. The transcript is spliced from 2 exons. Lineage: Eukaryota; Metazoa; Chordata; Actinopteri; Syngnathiformes; Syngnathidae.